Rattus norvegicus (Norway rat) is the source of this 742-nucleotide messenger RNA. RefSeq names its product ribosomal protein lateral stalk subunit P2 (gene Rplp2). The record is from RefSeq and is a predicted model, not a curated record. Gene Ontology annotation, cellular component: ribosome; cytosolic large ribosomal subunit. Gene Ontology annotation, molecular function: structural constituent of ribosome. NCBI's taxonomy places the organism in Eukaryota, Metazoa, Chordata, Mammalia, Rodentia, Muridae. Gene Ontology annotation, biological process: translational elongation; cytoplasmic translational elongation.
GGGCCUCCGCAUUGCACGUUGGGAGCUGUGGAGCCGUGUGGCAUGCUGGGAACGUGAGGCGAAAAAGGGGAUUGAAAAUUUCGCCCGUGUCCCCAUGGAUUUCGGGAGACUCUCGCCUAUGUUACAGGAGCACUUGGCACUUGAAAAAACUCUUGUUUUUGUUGUGGGAAACACAUGACCGGGGACAAGGCAAAUUUCUUGCUUCCGGCGCACCCUUAUCGUCAAUGGGAGGCGCCCCUCCGCGGCGCCUUGCGCGUCCCGGAGACUUCUGGGUAGCGGUUUACCCCCGCCCACUGCGUCAGCAUCUUCCUUUCGCCGCCGGACGCCGCCGAGGUCGCACGCGUGAGGUCUGUCCACCGCAACCGACAUGCGCUACGUUGCCUCUUAUCUGCUGGCCGCCCUCGGGGGCAACUCCAAUCCCAGCGCCAAAGACAUCAAGAAAAUACUAGACAGCGUGGGCAUCGAGGCGGACGAUGAACGACUCAACAAGGUCAUCAGUGAGCUGAAUGGAAAGAAUAUUGAGGAUGUCAUCGCUCAGGGUGUUGGCAAGCUGGCCAGUGUGCCUGCUGGUGGGGCUGUGGCUGUUUCUGCUGCCCCUGGCUCUGCAGCUCCUGCUGCUGGUUCUGCCCCCGCUGCAGAGGAGAAGAAAGAUGAGAAGAAAGAGGAGUCUGAGGAGUCGGAUGACGACAUGGGAUUUGGCCUGUUUGAUUAAGUUCCCCUGCCAAUAAAGCCUUUUUAUGUA